Penicillium diatomitis is the source of this 3264-nucleotide messenger RNA. Its product is annotated as vacuolar protein sorting-associated protein 54. The transcript has 3 exons. Gene Ontology annotation, molecular function: syntaxin binding. Gene Ontology annotation, cellular component: GARP complex. NCBI's taxonomy places the organism in Eukaryota, Fungi, Ascomycota, Eurotiomycetes, Eurotiales, Aspergillaceae. The coding region runs from base 1 to 3264 and encodes 1087 amino acids. Gene Ontology annotation, biological process: retrograde transport, endosome to Golgi; Golgi to vacuole transport. The record is from RefSeq and is a predicted model, not a curated record.
AUGGCGCCGACCAGUCCGCGCAAAUCAAUUGACAGCCUAGCAUCUGGCACGUCAACACAAUCGCUGUCGCAACUAUCUCUAUCCCAGCUUGAAUCCCCACGCGCGGCCCCUCUGCGGUACCCCCUGAGGAGGGGAUCAACGGCAAGCUCGGUUGUGAGCAUUGGAGGUAUUCUAGAUACCUCCCAGCAUCAUGGCUCCAUUGCGGAGUCCGGACAAAAUGCGAUAUCCACGUUACUCCAACCGCCGAUUGUUCGCACAGGUCUGACGCCGCACACUGCCGUGUCUGCGACCGGUUAUAAAGCUCCGUCCUCUCGUGACAUUCCGCCCGUGACUUUGACAAAUAUCCCUCACGUUGAAGCGAAAGUCUUCCAGCCUUACCUGUCACAAGUCGGCUCUUUAUAUGAUGUGUUCCAGCAGUCGAAGGAUGGGUUCCCGGAAGACGUCCCGACGCCAUCAGGUACCAAGGCCGGGAGGCUUGAUGAAUCGGAUACCCUCAAACCAUGGAGUCCAGAACGUAGGUCCUCGGUCAUGUCCCUGAACUCGAGACCAACCUCCCCGCAGGACUUCCGAGGUCGACGACCUUCCGGCGUUCGGAGCCGCGGACCUGCAGUCACUCCCUUGUCCACGAUCCCCCCAGUCUAUUUCGAGGAGGAUUUCCACCUGGAGAACCCACGUACCUUUGAUAUCAUAUCGGAAAAGUCCGAUGUCGUGAAACCGCCUCGAACUUCGAAUAAAGAUGACACGCAGGCCAACGGAGGGGCACCGGAACCAGUGUCUUCGGGCCGCAAAGCUUUGGCGACAAAUGCAAUUCUGCAGGAAAAGUUAUCGUGGUAUAUGGACACUGUUGAGAUCCAUUUGAUCUCGUCGAUAUCCACAGCAUCAAAGUCUUUUUUUACCGCCUUGGGAUCACUAAGGGAAUUGCACGCGGAAGCGGCUGAUUCGGUGAAAAGAAUCCAGGUUCUUCGUAAAGAUUUGCAAAAGAUAGACAAGGAAAUGGCAUUGGGGGGCCUGAAAGUCGUCAAUUUGCGACGUCGGAGAGAAAAUGUUCGAAUGUUGGCCGCUGCUGUAGCCCAGCUUCGCGACGUUGUGGAGUCGGUCUCUCGAUGCGAAGAUCUGGUGGAGCAAGGGGAGAUUGAGCGGGCCUCUGACGAGCUGGAGCAGGUGGAGAGGAUGAUGGCGGGGGAGAAGAUGUCGACUCAAACCAGUGGUGAAAACGGUCAUGAUACAAUUGAAAGAACGAUUGAUCUUCGGGGCUUGAAAGCUCUAGAAGGAGCUUCUGAGGAUCUGGCAAUCCUGUGGCAACGCAUUGGCAUGGGCUAUGAGACUCGAUUCUUAAAUGAUCUUCUAGGAGAUUUGAGGCAGCAUGUUGGAAAUGUAGCGUCCAGUGCGACCCUGCAGCGUUGGGGCGCCUCAUUCCAGCGUCAACGUGGUGGCCAGCGGGUGAUCUUAACGGCUUCUCCUGCCUAUAUGAAUAUCGACAAUGCGCUACGCUCCAGCUUGAACACACAGCUGAUGGGACUCGCGCGAGCUCACUUCACUACCGCUGCAGCUACCUCAUUCAAGAUGGCUGUGCUACGGGAGAUGAAAGCUUUGAUACGAAAACAUUUGCCAAGUUCCAGCGACGACGACAAUGAGUCUAUGGUUUCCGUAUCCACUCAUAAUGACCGACAACGAACCCAGCAGGAGAAGUCCUCAGUCCUGGCACGGAAUCUGCGCGCUCUGGACUCCGAAGACGCGUAUACGAUGCUUGUGGGAGUCUACACUGGUAUAAGUGAAUGUCUUCGACGACUGAGCACCCAAGUCAAGAUCUUGUUAGAUCUCGCCAGCGGUCUCGGAAGCUCUCCUACUGCCGGUCUCUUGUCGCCCACACUCAGUCCCCGCCCCCAGGAAGAGUCUCCUGACCGGGGACCGUCAGCUUCCGCCAUGGCGCAAGAUGAGAUUCUGCAAGUCCUGGACAUGUCUAGCUUGCUAGGCCAGGCUGUCGAUAUUGCGCAGUCCCAGAUCACAAAGGUUCUCAAAGUUCGCUCUGAGCAGACGUCUCUCCUGUCCAAGGAAGAUUUCUUGAAAUAUUUCACGCUCAACCGCCUUUUUGCCGACGAGUGCGAAGCCAUCUCAGGUCGAGGCGGCGCAGCAUUGAAAACCAUUGUUGGGAAUCAAAUCCGCGAAUUCAUUACGCGCUUCAGCGAGACUCAGCGACAGAACAUCGUGAGGGUGAUGGACUCUGAUCGCUGGGAUGCACGUGACUUUACAGACGCUGAUGUCGCUGUGCUCACACGAAUUCUCGACGCAAGCACCAAGGAUAUUGAUCUAUGGACGGAAGGCUCCAAGAUUUGGGCCCCCGAGGGCGGAAAGGAAGAGAAGACUCUGACUGAGGGGAACGGCGAUGCCAAUGGUGUUUCUAAAGACAAGAUUCGGAACGCGGUUGUGGAUGAGCAAAAGUAUAUCCUACCUGACUCGGCCGUGGCAAUCAUGCGUUGCAUCGAAGAAUUCGAAUUCCUCAUGGCGAACAUUCCAACCAUGAUCCAGGAUAUUGCGGCACAAUUGCUCGAGGUCCUGAAGCUUUUCAACUCGCGUUCAUCACAGUUGAUUCUUGGCGCUGGCGCGACGCGAAGCGCUGGGCUCAAGAACAUUACGACCAAGCACCUGGCGCUUUCGUCUCAAGCAUUGAGCUUUGUGAUCGCGCUUGUACCGUAUGUUCGCGAGUUUUUCCGCCGUCAUGGACAGGCGAACCAGAUCAUGGGAGACUUUGAUAAAAUCAAGCGACUCUGCCAGGAGCAUCAGUCGGGUAUUCAUGAGAAGCUCGUCGACAUCAUGACCUCUCGAUCGUCUGUCCAUGUUACCGCAAUGAAGAAGAUUGAUUGGGAUACCGAUGUCUCGACUGGUGUUCAUCCAUACAUGGAAACGCUUGCGAAGGAGACCGGCACUCUUCACCGAGUACUGAGCAAGCAUCUUCCGGACAUGAGUGUCAACAUGAUUAUGAUUCCCGUGUUCAACAACUAUCGUGACCAGUGGGUGAGAGCUUUUGAGGAAGCAAAAGUGGGGACGGAGGAGGGCAAGUCAAGGAUGCAUGCUGACAUUACCCACCUCCAAACCAAGUUGGCCAAGAUUGAGGGCGCAAGCUCGCUGAGUGAUAAGCUCCUCGAGAUCGUGAACGCCAAGCAAGUAGCCAAGGCUACUAGCAAGUCAGAUAUUCCCGAGAAGACGGAAUCACCGAGUGAGAAGCCAGACAGCUCGAACGAGGGAUCUGAAUCUCCCAAGUCUUGA